UCAGUCCUCCUGACUCGUUCCCACUGAUCCAUAAUUUCAACUGGAUAGACUAUCCCAUUGUUGCCGCCCCAUCAUUCUUUAUCUAGAUCAGUGAGAACGAAGACCGAGGUCGGAAGGGAGGAUAGAUAAAACACGAAUGAGAGGCACCCAUCUAUGGUUGUUUGGAGGUAACCUGCACCCCUGCACCACCACGGCAUUCAGAAGUGAAUUUGCUGAAGGCCUAGAGCCCCAAACUUUUGCGAUAAUCACAAUUUGUGCACCCAUCUAUUGCAAUUGACUGAACAAUAAUGGGAGAUCCCACAAUGCACAGAGAUUGUCCACUUGAUUGCAAGGUGUAUGUGGGCAAUCUUGGGAACAACGGCAAUAAGACAGAACUGGAGAGAGCCUUUGGCUACUACGGCCCCCUCCGUAGUGUUUGGGUGGCCAGAAAUCCUCCAGGCUUUGCCUUUGUUGAAUUUGAGGACCCCAGAGAUGCCACGGACGCUGUGAGAGAACUGGAUGGAAGAACACUGUGUGGGUGUCGUGUGAGAGUAGAGCUGUCCACCGGAGAGAAACGCUCAAGGAAUAGAGGACCACCUCCAUCAUGGAGCCGGCGUCCACGUGAUGACUACAGGCGACGCAGUCCACCCCCUAGACGCCGAUCACCGAGGAGGAGGAGCUUCAGUCGAAGCCGCAGCAGGUCUCUGUCCAGAGACCGUAGGCGGGAGAGGUCGCUCUCUCGUGACGGGAACCACAAGCCUUCGAGGUCCUUUUCAAGGUCAAAGAGUCGUUCUAGGUCCAACGACAGGAAAUGAAAAUGGCGAGGAACCACUAGUUCCUUGUAGAAGAACUGUCCAGAAGGAUGUGAUUGUGUGUGUGUGUGUGUGUGUGUGUGUGUGUGUGUGUGUGUGUGUGUGUGUGUGUGUGUGUGUGUGUGUGUGUGUGUGUGUGUGUGUGUGUGUUACCUUGUCUCUCAUUUUCGCCGUAACAAUAUGAGACUGUCUAAGCCUUCCUAUGUUUACUGUAUGCAAAUAUCAAAAUUCACGGUUAUUUCUAUAGCACACCUCCCAUUUGCUAGUUCAGUGAUUUAGAACAUUUUGCUUACCUGGUUUACACCUUUUAUGUUUGCCAUUAGCAGCCACCAUUGCCUUGUUCAUACUGAAACUCCAUAGAUUUAUUUUGUAUUAUUAUUAUUAUUAUUUAUCAAUACAUUGAAUGUUUCUCUAUAUUUGAAUUAAAAUGUUUCAGUGA
Messenger RNA from Sardina pilchardus (European sardine), 1230 nucleotides. RefSeq names its product serine and arginine rich splicing factor 3a (gene srsf3a). NCBI's taxonomy places the organism in Eukaryota, Metazoa, Chordata, Actinopteri, Clupeiformes, Clupeidae. Bases 288 to 794 code for a protein of 168 amino acids. Gene Ontology annotation, molecular function: RNA binding. Gene Ontology annotation, cellular component: nuclear speck. Gene Ontology annotation, biological process: mRNA splicing, via spliceosome. The transcript is spliced from 7 exons. The record is from RefSeq and is a predicted model, not a curated record.